Penicillium oxalicum is the source of this 3045-nucleotide messenger RNA. RefSeq lists its product as uncharacterized. The coding region runs from base 1 to 3045 and encodes 1014 amino acids. The record is from RefSeq and is a predicted model, not a curated record. The transcript has 4 exons. NCBI's taxonomy places the organism in Eukaryota, Fungi, Ascomycota, Eurotiomycetes, Eurotiales, Aspergillaceae.
AUGAUGCAGAAUCCCGCGCACGAGGACGCCGCGCCCAAUGCGGCCUCCCCAGCGGCAAGCUCGGAGGCCAUCGCGGAGGCACCGACCAAAGCUUCGACCUCACCGGCAAGCAGGAAACUUCCCGCGUGGCUGGAUCAUUUCAACGCGCGGGAUCUCAAGGUUCUAUUUCGCUGUACAGUCGCAGCAUGGGUCGCGUCGUUGUUGAUCUUCAUCAAUCCGGCUCUUCGGACCAUUGGUACAGCUACAUUCUUUGCAACGCUGGUUCUGUUCAUGGUCCCACCAAAUGGAAUUCUCUUCAUUUUUCUUUUGGGGACGUUGACACUUAUCAUCGGCAUGGGCCUCGGCUGGGGCUGGGGUGUGAUAGCCAUGAAAGCCGCCCUCGCCGCACGACCUGCCGCUGCAACUCAGGCGCAAUUGCAGGCCCUGGGCCAAAAAGCCUCCAGUCUGGCCAGUGCGAGUGGUCAGCCCAUCGCGGCCGUCCAAAAACAGUUGAUCUAUGAGGGCGCGAUGCUGGACGCUCGUGUCUCCUCAGUCUACUUCUGCCUAAUCUGCUUUUUCGUUUAUGUCUUGUCUCGCAUUCGCGCCAAGAACCCAAAGUUUACUUUGACGCAAAUAUUUGGAAUCAUCAUCAUGGACAUAUUCAUCACCAUUGGACCACUCCUUCCACGGUUCAAUGGAACCUUGCCAAAGAUUCUGAUUGAGCCAGCAGCUAUCGGUAUCGGGAUUGGUAUGGCCUGCAAUGUUUUGUUUUUCCCAACAUCGACCUCGUAUGUCGUGUUGGAGGGCAUGGAAGCUGUCGUGAGACUGCUCAAAGGUCCCUUGGAUGCCACCGUGAGUAGCUUGAUGAACGCUGAGCACCUGGAAGUGAAAGAUCUUCAUAAGCUCAAAAUGAAAAUCCUGGCGACUUGGAAAAGCAAUGAGCCAGCCAUCGGCUUCUUACAGUUGGACUUUUCUGUCAGUCGAUGGAACGCAGAUGAUAUCAAGAGUCUUAGGGAGCCAAUUCGACGAGCCGCAUUGGCCAGUCUGUCCCAUCUGGAUUACCAUAUCGCACGCCUGGGAGGAGAAGCAAAGCUUGAGAAACUGCGAGAAGUCAUGACAGACUCAGACCUCGACACAGAGGUCAACCCGGCUGAGAAGCCGAAUGAGAAGCCUGAAGGUAAAUCGGAGCGGUGGGCAGCAGGCAGGCGUCAACUACUUGAAAGUCUUAGUCUCGUCAGAGCCUUCACUUUGCCCGAACAUGAAGCUUUAAGGCAAGAUAUGCUUGAAGCGGUUCGACAACCUUGCAGUGAAAUUCUCCCGGUUUUGCAGGAGGCCAUCGUCUCAGUGGCUGACAGUAUUAAUGCGAUCAACUCCUCCCGUUGGUUUCGUAAACCCUCCGAAGCAAAGCUCAAUGAGCUUUUGCAGCGCUGCGAGUCUUCCUUGGCCGCGCUGGGAACUUUACGCGUGUCAUUCGCGGCUGAAGCCACCGAGCGCCUCAUCCAGUCCACCGCGGAGAUUUUUGACGAAUCAGGGAUGUUGAAGGAUAGGCGAGACGACACACUGCACAAAGUUCGCGGCCUUGCCGUUGGAAUGGUGUUUGAAGAACAGAUCCUCGUCAACGCAGAUGCCUGGGAGAAGGUCUUGGGUCAGUUGGUCGCUUUGAUGAAGGAACGGACCAAAGCGCGGCUGUGGCUUCCACGUGGACUGCGUUACGCCGUCAACUGGGUUUUCCGCAAAUCUGCCGUUGCUCCAGUUCUUGCCUCGCAGUCUACAGAUGUGGAUCCGGAUAUGAUUGAAGAACAGUCCAAGGCAGCCCAGGAGAGCCUCAACCUGAGCCGAGGCUUCAAAGUCAAGCGACGCAGCGGACUCGGUCGGAUCGUGCUUGGGACGUACCACUGGCUGAUCAAUGCCGAAGGAAUGUACGCACUGCGAAUGGUGGUGGUCACCGUUGCGUUGGCGAUCCCCGCGGUGAUACCAUCCAGCGCGGGAUUUUAUUACCGCGAAAAGGGCCUGUGGGCGUUGAUUAUGGGCCAGACCACGCUCGUGAUAUACAUGUCCGACUUCACCCUGUCGCUUGCGUCUCGCUUCAUCGGAACCAUAGUUGGAGGUGUCGCAGGCUUGGUCGCUUGGUAUAUUGGAUCGGGUGGUGGUCCUGGUAACCCGUACGGCUUGGCGGCAGUGAUGGCUGUUAUCCUGUUGCUGCUUAUGUGGGGACGGAUUUUCGCACCACCGGCGCUGUUGGCAGCGACAAUAAUGGGUGGUGCAACUUGUAUCCUGAUUAUCGGGUACAGUUACGAUGAUACCCACAUCCCGACAUAUGGCAACCCUGGCUGGGGAUACAACGUCUUCUGGCGAAGACUCUUACUUGUCCUCAUUGGCGCCGGAGCAGCGUUGAUUAUCCAAGUGUUGCCGCGACCCCCAUCUGCAGCACGGCACAUUUGCAAAUCCAUGUCAAAUGUUAUCCGCUCCCUUUCCGACCACUAUGCCCUGCUCCUAUCCUGCUGGGGUCAGCCAGACCGGGAAGAAGGGCUCGUCGCCGAAAAACUUGCACUGAACCUUGCCGAGUCCAUCUCGGCCCUCGACGGCCCUGUCGCACUCCUUCGCCUUGAAUUCUCCGGCUCCCCAUUCGACAGUGAGACGCUGACCCAAAUCAAGAGCAUCUGCUACGAGCUGAACCGGGAUUUGGGCAAACUGCUCCACCUGUCUGCGUCACUUCCGGAGCACUUCCAGACCAUGGUCGCCCAGCGCAUGGGUCUUCUCGAUCACCGAAAUAUUGGAGACGUUAUGGCGGUGCUCGGCGUCGUGGAACAGGCGCUGAAGACGGGUGAUCCCCUGCCGGAAGUGCUUCCGACUCCACUGCUCAACCGGACGUUCGCCUUUUGGCAACUGCAUCAGGCGGAGAUUGAGCUUACUACGGAUUUGAUCCGGGACGAGAAUUAUCGCCGCUUUUGUGUCGCGGUGACGGCGUAUCUCAAGUUCUUGAGUGUCAUUGAUGAUUUGGUGCUUAUCAUGAAGGGAGCAUUGGGCGAGUCGCAUAUCGUGCGUCGCAAGUUGACUGAUGUUUAG